CUUAUGUAUAUGCUGAAUCUGAGCUACAUGAAAAAUGUCUCUUUUUUCUGCAUGUUGUGAUAUAAUUAUUUCAUCCCACAUUUUCUCUCAUUGAAUUGGAAAUAGUAUGCUAAGUUGCUUGUAACUCUGUGUCAUCUCUCCGUGGGGUUAUGGUUUAGUACACGUUUUGAUUUCGAUCAAUGGUUCAAGUGUCAAGUUUGAUUUGAUUCUUCAUGCUAUCCUUGUAGUUGGAUACGGUAGCCUACUGUUGAUAAUAUUUUGGUUUGAAUUUGAUGUUAUUGAUCAAUCAUUCAAAACAGAAAAACCGAGAAGAAGAUGGUGAAACUGGUUUGAAUUUAAGGUGUUUGAUGAAUAGUUCACACACUUCUUUUUCAAGUUCAAACGUGCCCACGUCUCAUAUUUGAAUUCAACACAUUGAUUAAAGAAACAUUAUCUUGAAUUCCUUUCUUGUGAAUGAAAAUGUCUCUUGGGACUUUUUUGUGUUACAUUUUAGUAGAUUCUUUCUCUUGAUGUAAAAGGGCUCUUGGUUUCUUUUCUUUUUCAUUUGGUUAGUCGUUUUAGCUAGCAGAAUCAAAGGUGCAAGAGGAACUUGAAGUGAUGGAACCCCAGGAUGAAGAAGAGAUCCAUAACUGUUUAAUCAAGCUGAGAAGUAAUCCUCGAAGGCGAAGGGAUAAGGUUUACAUUGGCUGUGGAGCAGGGUUUGGUGGUGACAGGCCUUUGGCUGCUCUUAAGCUGCUUCAAAGAGUUCAAGAACUAAAUUAUCUGGUUCUGGAAUGCCUGGCUGAGCGGACUCUCGUUGAUCGUUAUCAAAUCAUGAUGUCUGGUGGUGAUGGUUACGAUUCUCAGAUUUCUAACUGGAUGCGUAUGCUGCUGCCUCUGGCUUUGGAAAGAGGAACUUGCAUAAUUACCAAUAUGGGUGCAAUGGAUCCUCUGGGUGCUCAACACAAGGUCUUAGAAAUUGCUGAUAGCUUGGGUCUCAAUGUUUCUGUUGCUGUGGCUCAUGAGGUGUCUGUCACUAAUAUAGGUAUUUGGAUUUUCCUGUAA
This is a messenger RNA of Vigna umbellata (rice bean), 1044 nucleotides long. NCBI's taxonomy places the organism in Eukaryota, Viridiplantae, Streptophyta, Magnoliopsida, Fabales, Fabaceae. The record is from RefSeq and is a predicted model, not a curated record.